Messenger RNA from Neopelma chrysocephalum (saffron-crested tyrant-manakin), 896 nucleotides. RefSeq names its product rho guanine nucleotide exchange factor 11-like. The transcript is spliced from 6 exons. Lineage: Eukaryota; Metazoa; Chordata; Aves; Passeriformes; Pipridae. The record is from RefSeq and is a predicted model, not a curated record. Gene Ontology annotation, biological process: intracellular signal transduction; G protein-coupled receptor signaling pathway. The annotation marks the transcript as partial. Gene Ontology annotation, molecular function: G protein-coupled receptor binding; guanyl-nucleotide exchange factor activity. Gene Ontology annotation, cellular component: cytoplasm.
GGCUGUGCCGGGAUCGCUCCGAUGGGAGACACCGAAAGAAUUCCCCCCUUUUUCCCAGGAGCAUCGAGUCCCCCAGCCUGGGCUUCGGGGUGGAUUCCUUCCUGCCCCACCUGCUGGAGGACGAGCAGGGCCAGCUCUGGGACCUGGAGCCGGAGCUGGACCCCCAGAACUGGCAGCACACCGUGAGCCGGGAGCUGGUGGCCAACCUGCCCCCCCGGGAGGUGGAGAGACAGGAGGUGAUCAAUGAGCUCUUUGCCACCGAGGGGUCCCACCUGCGCAUCCUGAGGGUCCUGGACCUGCUGUUCUACCAGAGGAUGAGGAAGGAGAACCUGCUGUCCCGGGAGGAGCUGGGGCUGCUCUUCCCCAACCUGCCCGACCUCAUCGAGAUCCACAAUUCCCUCUCGGAAUCCAUGAAGAAGCUGCGGGAGGAAGGACCGAUCAUCAAAGAAAUCGGGGACCUCAUGUUGUCCCGGUUUGAUGGCGCUGCCAAGGAGGAGAUCCAGCAGGUCGCCGCCACCUUCUGCUCCUACCAAUCCAUCGCCCUGGAGCUCAUCAAGACCAAGCAGCGCAAGGAGACCCGCUUCCAGAUCUUCAUGCAGGAGGCCGAGAGCAACCCGCAGUGCCGGCGGCUGCAGCUCAAGGAUCUGAUCAUCUCGGAGAUGCAGCGGCUCACCAAGUACCCUCUGCUGCUGGAGAACAUCAUCAAGUUCACCGAGGCAGGAUCCCCGGAGCUGGAGAAGCUGUGCCGGGCUCGGGAUCAGUGCCGGGACAUCCUGAGGAACGUCAACGAGGCCGUGAAACGGGCGGAGAACCGGCACCGGCUCGAGGGCUACCAGAAACGCCUGGACACCACCCCCCUGGAGAGGACCAGCAACCCCCUGGCCGCCCAGUUCAAG